Molecule: messenger RNA, 285 nt
Organism: Salpingoeca rosetta
Lineage: Eukaryota; Choanoflagellata; Craspedida; Salpingoecidae
Exons: 2
Coding region: 1-285 (94 amino acids)
Source: RefSeq, a predicted model, not a curated record
AUGAGCAACCUGCUGCUUAUCUUCCCCUCUCUUUCUCGCCCUCCCUGGCGGCCAUCACAACAACAACAACAACAGCAGCAGCAGCAGCCAACACACCCUCCACCGCCGAUGCAGCAGCAGCAGAGAAUGCACCACCACCACCACCACUUGCAGCUGAACACAUUCCCCAACCAACAAACCUAUCGCCCGCUGCUGCUGCUGGCGGGAGCUGGCUGGCUGUUGCUGCUGGGAACAGGUGGCGACAGCACCAGGUGCACUUUCGGCUGGAAGCAGCAGCAGAGGUGA